CGCUCACCACCUCCUUCCUCGUCCUCCUCUGUUUCCCUUCUCAACUCUUCACUUUCCCACUGCAACCCAAAAUCUCAGUGAGAGCAAGCGAGCGAGAACGAGAGAGAGGGAGAUUGGGAAUGCAGGGCUUGUGAGCCACUUGCGGAGUUCUUCGUCGCCGGCGUGGUCUCCUCAUAGUUGCCGGGGAUAGUCUGAGCGGUCAAAUCCCAGCGGAAACCGUCAACGCGUUGUCUUCGACUCGAUUUCGGUGCAUUCGGGAAGAGAUCGUCCGGUGAUCGAGCUGAAGCUCCUCGAGAAACCAUCAAUAAAGCAAGGUAACUUUAGUAUCAUUCGGGCUAGUCCUUGAUUAGGGGUUUGAGCAUGGGGAAUCGGGAAGAUGCAAAGUCUAGCAAGACCGAGAAACCCUCCACCCCUCCAGCUUCUUCGGAUCAACCUCAUGUUCAUGUAUACCCUGAUUGGGCAGCUGCACAGGCAUAUUAUGGGCCUAGAUUGGCUCUUCCUUCAUAUUACAACUCUGCAGUGCCACCUGGGUAUGCUCCACAUCCCUACAUCUGGGGUCCUCCACAGCAUAUGAUCCCACCUUAUGGGGCUCCUUUUGCAGCAGCCUACUCACAUGGAGGUGUUUAUGCACAUCCUGCAACUCCUAUUACUCCAACUCCUAUGAGCGGAGAAACUCCAUCAAAGUCGUCAGGUGAUGCGAGUCGUGGCUUGAUGAAGAAGUUGAAAUCCUUUGACGGGCUUGGAAUGCCAAUUACCAAUGGGAAUGUGGAAGCUGCUGAGAACGGGACUAAACCGAGGGUGUCAGAGAGCAGCACAGAGACUGAAGGUACCAGUGAUGGCAGUGAUGGUAACACAAGCGGGGCCGAUCAAAUCAGGAGAAAAAGAAUGUAUGAUGGAACACCACCAGCUGCUGUCGCGAAACCUGAGGGAGGUGCAGCUCCUGACGUAAAUUUGAAAGUUCCCUCGGAGACCUGGUUACUGAAUGAGAGGGAGCUGAAACGGGAGAGAAGGAAACAGUCCAACCGUGAAUCUGCCAGAAGAUCAAGAUUGAGGAAGCAGGCUGAGGCUGAGGAACUUGCAAAUAGAGUGGGAUACCUGACUGACGAGAAUGCAGCUCUUACAGCAGAAAUCAACCUACUGAUGGAAGAUUCCAAUAAGCUGAGACGAGAAAAUGCUAUGUUGAUGGAGAAGCUGAAGCAUUUGGAGCCUGAAGGAACUGGUGAGGAGGGAUCAGAUACUGAGGUCGAGGAAGUAUUACCUCUUACUACCGAGAACUUGCUCUCCAAAGUGGAUAAUGCGGGUUCUAGGGAAACGAGCACUGAAGAGGAAGGGGCAUAUGAGCAGAACUUAAGUGCAGGUUCUAAGCUGCGUCAGCUCUUGGCUGCAAAACCGAGAGCUGAUGCUGUGGCUGCUACUUGACCGAGCUGCUCCAUUUUCAGCUUGUAGCUUGGGGUAUCAAUAAUCAGUCUUAACUUUUCAAACUCAACCGAAUAUUUGGUGUUGAUGACAUAGAAUUUUUAACAUAGCUUGGUCACAUAUGCAUAGUCUGUGGUUCGUGUUUGAUCGCUUGGGUGGACCUCAUCGUGGCCAUCCUUGUGAUUUGCUAACAGAGCUGAGUUGCUGAACCUUAAAAGAGUUAUCUGAACUGCUCGGGGGCUUUUAUAUUCAUGGGAAAUGAUGGCUAUUAGUAUUAUUUUCCUUGGAAUCUGCAACUUAAUUGAAUGCUGAAAGUUGCAUUAAAA
Punica granatum (pomegranate) is the source of this 1742-nucleotide messenger RNA. Lineage: Eukaryota; Viridiplantae; Streptophyta; Magnoliopsida; Myrtales; Lythraceae. The record is from RefSeq and is a predicted model, not a curated record.